Molecule: messenger RNA, 1269 nt
Organism: Closterium sp. NIES-65
Lineage: Eukaryota; Viridiplantae; Streptophyta; Zygnematophyceae; Desmidiales; Closteriaceae
Source: the annotation of a GenBank genome assembly
AUGCGGCGCAGCGGAUCAGCCCUCAAGCACUUUUGGCCGUCGUGCUUUGCUACCGCCGCCAUCAGCGCCAUCCAGAGCCUUCCAUUCAAGCACACAGCGCAUCAUCCAUCUGAGAUCCACCUACCCUACCGCCACCAGACGUCUUAUCCAACACUCGUUUUUCCAUCCUUAUUUGACUCACGUUGUUUUGCCGGCCUCCCUCCGCGUCCUUCUGUCGCCGCGCAGGGAGGGAGCCACCACGACGAGCCUGCGCCAGGGCCAUCGGGGGAGCUGGAGUGCGCUGUCAGCGGGGGCGGCGGAGCGGAGGCGCUCGCAUGGAGGAUUGGCGGGAUGUUCGGCAUCCUCGUGUGCAGCUUGAUCGGCUUCGCGUUGCCUUACCUUCUUCGAAAGCAACAUAGGUCAAUCCUCUUCUUCUUCCGAACCUUCGCGGCGGGCGUGGUGCUUGCCGUCGCGAUCGUCCACAUAUUUCCAGGAGCACAAGAGGCGCUCUCCAACCCGUGCCUGGGAUUUACGGAGGAAUUUCCGUGGGCGUCAGUUUUUGUCCUCUACGCGGCCCUUAUUUCCUUUGUCGUGGAGUGUUACCUGAAGAAGAUCCUUCUUAGAUCGCUGCAGUCUAACAGCGAGAAAAAACACGUUCCAGCAGAGGGCGAGUGCGUCGAAUGCGGGUUGAACACGGAAGAGGAUGAGAAGGCGCUCGUCAUCAGCGGUUACCGCGCAACUUCGUACACUCUCGAAGCGGGAAUUAUCUUCCACUCUAUUUUUAUCGGAAUCGCACUCGGAACAACUCAAGACAUCUCCGAGAUUCAGAGUCUCGUCAUCGCCCUUCUGUUCCACCAGGGGUUUGAGGGUAUCAGUCUCGGCACAACGCUCAUCCCAUGCCAGUUCUCCAAGCUCAAGACAGUUAUCAUGGGUCUCCUCUUUGCCCUCACAACACCGAUCGGCGUGGUCAUUGGCCUUGCGAUCUACUCCUCCUAUAACCCUUCCAGCAAGGCUGCUCUGGCUACUGAGGGGGCUUUCAACGCCGUCUCUGCGGGCAUUCUCAUUUAUAACGGCCUGGUUGACCUCGUUGUGCCUGCUUUUGACGAGGAUGACGAGGCGACACCCAAGGGCGCGGUUCUAGACACCUCCAAGGGCCAAGGCCAGUGUUGGCGCUUUCAUGCUGAGAAGAAAGAUCUGAUCAACAAGAUCGUCGCAAAGGCAUGCUUCCUUCGAGAGCAUGCUGUGCUGGGUCCAGUUUUGGUGAAGAGCCAGUUGCUCGAGCUUACUUGA